GCUCAGCUCACUCAAGAGGAGUGCCUGCUGGCAGUGCACCUUUUGAGGUCGCAAACUUCCAGGAGUUUGUUUAGCUCUCGCGUUUUUGGCGCCCUUGUGCAGGCUGUUGCUGUUGUGCACUCUGGUGAUCAGCGAGCGAGAGAGAUUGAGCUGUUAGCGUGCCCCUGCUAGAUUAGAGAUGGAGUUCUUGAGGAGGUGUUCAGGCUUGACGCGAUUUGAGGAGGAGUUAGUUGCUCAGAGUAGGAGGUUGGUAGGAGAGGCUAUUGGUCUUGGGGAGAGGAUUUCACUUCAGGUUUCCAGAGCCACCGGAGACGCUGUUGUUAACGGGUAUCAGUCUAUCUUCUCUCCUGCCCCUCUCUCGCAGUCUCCUUCUCUUGCCACCAGCCAGGAUGACGAGGUCCUCGCAAGCAGCGCCCUUCUCCAGGAGCAGCACACUUGCGAGGAGACCUCUGAGACACAGGGACCUGCGCACACUCAUGAUCCUUCUUUUGACCUGGUCCCUGAGUCCUCAUCCUUGGCUCUUCCUGGCUUGGCUGGCGCACUCCCCUCGUCGCCUCCUCUUUCCAGCAGCCAGGACAUCUCCGCUCACAGCCCUCAGCUCGCAGAGCAGCAGACUCUCAGAGAGGACAAGUCAGAUGCGCAGGGACCUGAACAAAAACACGACGCUUCUGAAGUUGCGGUCCCUGCUGCUCUUGAUUACGAGCUGGUCUCCUCUGCACUGCUUGCAAGUAAUGACGUGUCCAGUCCGCUGUUUGAGCGAGGUCUGUUCGGAAGCGCUGAGGGGGCACUGCCUGUAGGUGGGGAAGAAUCCUUUGAUAGGGAGGAGGGUUCAGGCAGUGUGGGGUCUCAGGAGUUGGUUUUGGCAGAGCCGAGCGAGGCGGCCUGCCGUGUUGAGGAGCUGGAGGGAUGGGAGGUUGAUCAUGGGGAUGGGGCUGGGGGUGCGGUUUUCAGAGGCAGGGAGCAGGGCAGCACAAUCCAGGACCUUGACGUGCAGAGCCUCUCCCGCAUCAUGAGCUGCUUGGGGAACGCCUCCCUCCAGGCCUGCUCUCUGGUGUGCCGCGAAUGGCUGGUUGUUUCCAACGACACCAGAGACUACUUGACUCUGUGUGGAGGCCCCCAGGUUGCCAGACUUCCCAGGAUUGUCGCCCGGUUCUCUGACCUGCGCUUCGUCAUGUUUAAGGAUCUCGUGAGAAGCUCAGGGGAGGGCCAAGGUCUUGUGACAGCCAGCCUGGAUGACGCGUCACUUCGGUUGCUAGCACAGAGCUGCCCGCGUCUUGUCCGCCUGAGUCUGGUCCACUGCGGUGUCGUCUCAGAUGAGGGGCUGGCUGCUGUCCUGACGGGAUGUCUGGAGCUACGAACGCUGCGCUUGGAUCGCUGUGAGGGGUUCCGCGGCAAAGCCUUCGAGGGGGUAAAGUGCAAGUUGGAGGAGCUCUGUCUGUUCUCUUGCACUGGGCUGAAGAACAUCGGCCUCUUGGCAGCGGGAAAAGCGUGUCCCGCGUUGCGAACGUUUGAUCUCAGGGCGCAGGGGGAGAGGGCAGACCUGGGGGCAGGCCUCAAAAGGGUGGCGUGGCACUGUGGGAAGCUUGAAAAGCUGUUCCUGCAAGCCUGCGGGACCACAGAUCUGACCCUGCGCGAGUUUGCGAUCCAUUGCCCCCAGUUGACUUGCGUUGCAAUUAUGAGCGAGCCGGACAUCACCGACUCGGGCGUUUGGUCGCUUCGAUGCCACUUGCGGAGCUUGGAGCGCCUCACCCUGUUGAAGAAUGACCAGCUGAUGGAGAUUCCACGCAGCGGGCGGUUCCUGCGACUGAAGAGCCUGGGGAUCGGGCGCUUCUCUCGCACGCCCGACGACAUGCUGCGACGGCUCGCAAAAGAGGCCAGCUUGGAAGACCUGCGGAUCAUCAGCUGCCGUACUUUGACGGAUGCCACAGUUAGGAAGAUCCUUCUUGAUUGCCGCCACCUCACUCGCUUCGUCAUUGCGGACUGCGAGCUUGUGACGUCAGAGAUUCUAACGGCUUACAAAGAAAGUAACAGUAAGGCGCGAUUAAUAAUCAGGGAUUGCAAGGGCGUGCUGGCGGAAAUGGUGCCUGCAGAAAUGCUGUCUUCAGGCAAAGUUGUCUUAGAGUAGAAGUAUAUAUCAGGAUUAGGAGUAUAUGGGAAUCGAGCAGGUGCUGGAAAAUGCACGGCAAGUCAUAGGAAAAGCAGGAACAAUUCUAGAGUAGAAAAUGUUGCAUAGUAUAUCAUUUUAUUAUGACAAGCCCAUGGGCUGAGCUGUAUAUAGACUUAAAGUUUUAGAGUCGACGGCGACUGUCUACAGGACGUGCCUGCGUUAUUCCAAUGACUGCUGAGUGCGUGUUUUGCAAAUAUAUCGAAGCUCCUGUUGUGUUUGUGCA
Klebsormidium nitens is the source of this 2390-nucleotide messenger RNA. The record is from the annotation of a GenBank genome assembly. NCBI's taxonomy places the organism in Eukaryota, Viridiplantae, Streptophyta, Klebsormidiophyceae, Klebsormidiales, Klebsormidiaceae.